Molecule: messenger RNA, 885 nt
Organism: Adineta steineri
Lineage: Eukaryota; Metazoa; Rotifera; Eurotatoria; Adinetida; Adinetidae
Source: the annotation of a GenBank genome assembly
AGCAGUACUUCAAGUAGCACUUCUACCACGACCACCACUAGCAGUACUACUACGAGCAGCAGUAGCAGUACCACAAGUAGCACUACUACGACAACUACUACUACAACAAGUAGCAGUAGUACCACAAGUAGUACUGCUGUAAGAACGGCAACAUCAACUACCACAUCGACAACAACAACUACAUCAGUAACAACUGCAACAACCGCGACAACUCCUGCACCACCAGCAUACUAUUGUCCAGGAACGAGUAUAGGUGCUUAUUGUAACGUGACAUCAGAUACUUGUUCUAUGUCACAACCAUGUCUUAAUGCAGCAACUUGUUUUCCAGAUGCGACAGUACCAUUAGGAUACAGAUGUGGAUGUCAAACAGGCUAUACAGGUAGUACUUGCGAAAAUGAUGAAAGACUAUGUAAAGAUGAUACAUGUUGGAAUAAUGGAACAUGUAUUGAAGUGAAUUCUACUACGGUUGACAAUAAUGGUACAACUUUCUAUUGUAAUUGUAGUGAAAGUUUUACUGGUGUGCAUUGUGAACUUAAAGUUAAUUUAUGUGUUAAUAUAACAUGUCAAAAUCAUGGUAUAUGUCAAACAGUUAAUAUGAGUUGGAGUUGUAUAUGCUUAACUCCAUCACUUUAUUAUGGUAAUUACUGUGAAAUUCAAACAAGUGCAUUAAAAGUUAAACAAGCGUUAAGUAAAUCAUUUGCAAGCGUUGCAAUAGUUGCUCUAGUAUUAACAUGUUUAUUUGUUAUAAUAAUGGAUGUUCUUAAAUACGUGUUUAAAAUUGAUCCUGUUAAAGCUGAAAGACUAAAACAGCUACGAGCAAAAAAAGCAGCAAAAUUGAAACCAAAAGCGCCAAAUGUUGCUAUUCGAUUUCAAUAUGUCGCAUAA